AUGAACCAGGUAGUCAAGAUCUGUGGGCUAAAGACGGCCGCAGACGCCCAAACUGCCAUAGACAGCGGGGCAAACCUCGUGGGAGUGAUUCUGGUCCCUAAUAGAGCGCGAACAGUGGACCACGCCGAGGCAAAGAAGAUUAGUCAGCUGUGCAAGGAAAAGAGACAGGCGUUGGGACGGGAGUAUGUGGAUUCUACCCGGCUGCAAAAACACCUGCUCGAGUCGAAUCUCGAAGGCCCGGCCUGGUUCGAGUACGUGGCAGAGGAGAUUGCAAAAAACGGACCGUUUUUGGUCGGGGUGUUUAGAAACCAGAAGCUGGAGGAUGUUCAGCAACUCAGAGAGGCGUUGAGUCUGGAUUUCGUGCAAUUGCACGGCUCAGAGGACUUCAAAGCGUACACCGCCGCGCUGGACGUGCCCGUUAUUGCGCGGUUCGUGCUGGAUCACCCAAACCUCGAAGACGCUCCAAAGACACACAGUCACGUGCUGCCGCUGCUGGACUCGGAGGCUGGCGGCGAGGGCAAAGUGAUCGACUGGGCGGACGCGGCCGAGUUCCAUCGCCGGCUCGAUGGCAGAUACUUGCUCGCCGGCGGGCUGAACCAGCACAACGUGCAGUCCGCUCUUGCGGUGCAAGGGUGUGUAGGUGUGGACGUGAGCGGAGGAGUGGAAACGGACGGUGUUAAAGACACGGACAAGAUUACGCAAUUCAUUGCAGCUGCCAAUAGUGAAGGUAGAAGUAGAGGACAAAGUGGUGUUGGUGAGCUCGAUGUCCUUGACAGUGGACUCGCCAGCAAUCAAUUUCUUCCAGGCAGCACUGCACUCAGCAAUGACCUCCUCGGCGUACUUCUUGUUCUUGCACUCACCCGAGAAUGCAAACUGGUUCUCUGGCUUUCCGUCAGGAAUCUUGUAGAUUCUGAACCACUCGUUGGUGGCUCUGAGCAGGCCUGGAAGGUGUUUCUCGACAUCCUCAAUGUCGUUCAACUUGGAGGCCAAUGGGUCGUGGAUGUCGAUGACAAUGACCUUCCAGUCGGUCUCACCUUCGUCCAACAAAGCCAUGACACCAAGAACCUUGACCUGCUUGACCUGGCCCGGGUAGGCAACGUGCUCACCGAUCUCACAAACGUCCAAUGGAUCGUUGUCUCCGGCAGCCCUUGUUUCUGGGUGGGUCACAGUUGGGUCCUCCCAGGUUUGAGGGAAAGCACCGUAGUUGUGGAUGUAACCGUGGUGAGGGAAACAGUUUCUGACGAAUCUCAGCUUACCCUUCUUGGUGUCCUGAAUGAUAGGGUUGAGCUUCUGUUCCUUGGAAAUCUCCAACUUGGCGUUGGUCCAUCUUGGAACUUCGACAACCAUGUUCAAGACCUGCUUGGUCUCAUCAGCAUACAAUGGGAUGUCAUGGAAAGGAGAGAUCACCUUGCCAUCCUUCUCAAGGUAAACUUUGUAAUCCAAAGUGUUGGCGGCGCCAAUUUGUCUGGUAGUCCCUUCACAAACGAAGCACUAGCGUACUUUCUAGGGUCGAGUUGGUUCUGUCCCUCGGCCACAGUAGCCUGGUUGAACGGUCUCUCCUCGUUGUCCAAUGUGGCAAUCUUCUCCAAGUCGGUUGCAGCAGUGUGCGUGUCGCUUGGCGAGAAUGGCUGUUUGGUAGCAGAGUCGUUCUCCACAUACUUGGAGGAGUCAGAAGAACCAGAGACAAACGGCGUAACUGGUUCCCCAGGAUGGAGUUCCCAAGGUGUUAUAACGGUUCCACUUCUUUCUUGGAGUGUUGUCAAGGAAUCUUCCCAAAAUAAAAGACAAAAUCAAACCAACAAUCUGGGCAAGAGCACCAGAACUGAUGGACAGACCUUGCAGAAGCAUGUAGGAAAUGUAGAAGUUCGAAGCAGCUGGGAGCUUUUGACCCAAAAGCGACAUGGCCAUCGAUGGAUCCUCCAUAACCUGAGUCACGGAAGAGGCAGCAGCAGAGGUACAGGUAGCAACCAAGAAGACUUGGACAACCUGGAAAGCAAAGAACCAUUGUUGGGUCCAGUGAUCAACACUUUGCGCAGUCAUGCAUCCACCAACCUUACCCAUCUUUCUAAUGAACGGUGGCAACAGCAUCAUCAACACAGCCAAAGCAAUGGUUGGCAGCAAAGCAGUGAUGAUACCCAUCAGAACGUCUGGCAUGUUGUUGAUGAAACGCAAAAAGUGCAGCUUGCUGGUCAAGUAGUUGAUGUUAGAAAUGAAACCGACAACUGCGACUGGGAUAGCCCAGAAAAUGAUGGUCAAAGUCAAGACAGUAGCGGCAAUGGUUCUCUUACCAGAUCUAGCCUUAGCAGUGAGACCGGAGUUUUCCCAAACAAUGUCUUCUGGGGCAGAAGAAGUGAAUCUUCUAGAGUACUUAAGCUCCUUGGCGUAUGGAACGCCUUGGUAGGCUCUUUGCAACUCCAAGUGGCUAGCAAACUCAAUGAACACGGAUCCGGUCUUUUCGUAACCAUCUGGGUAGUUCAAUUGCUCCUUGUUGAUCUUCUCGUUGUAGUCACCAACCUCAUCCACACCGGUAGUCAGAAGAUCCUUCUUCUUACCGAUGAAUGGAAUCCAAGUGUCCUUGUAGGUUGGCAAUUUCUUUUGAGGAAUGUACGAGGUAAUUUCAUUAGCUGGUUCUGGAAGUGGCUUAUUCUUCUUCACAGCCUUGGAUCUGAGCUUGAUAGCCUUUCCGAUAAGCUUAACAAAGCUGCCUUCGAGCUUUCCAGAAAGCUUACCUCUCUUCUUGAUAAGCUUUUGCAACUCCUUAGUGUCUCUGGUGUACCAAAUGUUAACAGCAGCAGGGAACAAUCUGUGGAGAGUAGCCUCAUCCUGGAUCUCUUCUGGAAGGUUGUCAAUGAACAAGGUUCUAGAAGAGAGCAAGGAGGAGUAAUAUGGAGUGGUCUGGAUAGCGUGUCUGAAACUGGUGUAGUAGAUCAGUUCCUUGUAGAUCGUGUAGAUCACAAUUCCGAAAAACAACCAGGAACAAAACACGUGAGCAAACGAUCUCCAUCUUCCAAGAUUGUUAGAGUACGAGAUGAUGUCAAAACCACUUUGGUUUGCACCUCCAGUAGCGUUAACAGCAAAAAGGACCGGCCACAAAAAGAGACCACCCACAAGUCCAAUAGAAGCAAAUGUCACCAAGUAACGCAAGAAGAAAUAACCAUCGAUACCGGCCUUCUCAAUAACAUAAGAUUCAGGCUUAGACAGGAUUACAUUGACGAGUUUGACAUAGAGUUGGUAAACCAGGCUCUUAGCUUUGACACAACUGAUAUGCACAUCCAAGGAACGUGCGACCUCUUUACGACGAAGCCCAUCGGUUCAGAUAGAAAGCUCUACAAGACAAUUGACAAGCUUUAUUGCAAUAGCGACCAGCCCGAACCGCAGACCGAGUCCAAGAGUCGAGCCAACAGCGACGUUUCUAUGAGCAAUUCGCCGCCGCGAGAUAUCUCCUACAUCUCGCCCGAGUUCAUCAGGCUGAAAAAACGGUCGUCGAGUUACUCCCAUCCAAUUAAUAAACCAAACUCCAAGACUCUCAGUCACAAAGACCAGAUUCACAAGUCGCGCUCGAAAUCGUUCCAUUCUCCGUACAUGUCUCCUCCCAAGUCGCUUCCCAAAACCAACGGGUUCGAGAACCUGUCAAACGACGAGAUAGACCAGAUACCCAUGUUGGACGACCAGUACUCGCCAUUCGGACCGCUUAGUCUGCAGUCGUCGCGCAGAGUGUUUGCGUACCUGAUUGCGAUUCUCAACUCUGUUUAUCCGGACCAUGACUUUUCGUCCGUGCAACCAAACAACUUUACGCUGAUACCUUCGUCUGCAGAGCUUGUGCAACGAAUAAACUCGCUGCUUAUUUCUCUGGGCCGGUCCUCGAGACUCGACUGGAUAUGGCAGACCAUCAACACCCACAUGGACCUGGAUGAGUGCACGUGUUUCCAGUACGAGCCUGCACAAGCGUUUCUAAACGACCUACCGGGAACGUUGUGGUGCAACAUGUAUUUUCUGUUCAACAAGAAGAAGAAGCGCGUGGCUUUCCUGAACUUCUCUGCCAACAUCUUGAAAGACGCUGAUGCGUCCGUGUCGCAGCGCCGGAACAGCAAGAUCGGCACACUUGACGAGGAGUCCGGAAAGUUCGACGAAACCCAGGAAGAGUACGACCUGCGGUACUCUCAAGACCACUCGUCGGAAGCCAUCUACGAGGACGUCUUCGAGGACGACGAAUACGACGACGACGACGACCAGCAGGAAGAAGACCCAACGGUCACCGGCGACAUCGAGAUGGACUAG
Molecule: messenger RNA, 4278 nt
Organism: Ogataea philodendri
Lineage: Eukaryota; Fungi; Ascomycota; Pichiomycetes; Pichiales; Pichiaceae
Exons: 5
Coding region: 1-4278 (1425 amino acids)
Biological process (GO): L-tryptophan biosynthetic process; negative regulation of transcription by RNA polymerase III
Molecular function (GO): phosphoribosylanthranilate isomerase activity
Source: RefSeq, a predicted model, not a curated record